Molecule: messenger RNA, 1323 nt
Organism: Gigantopelta aegis
Lineage: Eukaryota; Metazoa; Mollusca; Gastropoda; Neomphalida; Peltospiridae
Product: 26S proteasome regulatory subunit 10B
Exons: 12
Coding region: 42-1241 (399 amino acids)
Biological process (GO): positive regulation of RNA polymerase II transcription preinitiation complex assembly
Cellular component (GO): proteasome regulatory particle, base subcomplex; cytosolic proteasome complex
Molecular function (GO): proteasome-activating activity; ATP hydrolysis activity; ATP binding
Source: RefSeq, a predicted model, not a curated record
AACAUAAUCCAACGUGAACCAGUCUUCUAUUAGUAAGCAAAAUGUCGACACCAACAGUCGCCACAGACACUGUGGAUAGUGUUCGAGAAAAAGGUCUUGCAGACUAUCGCAAGAAACUUUUAGAACACAAAGAACUUGAAGCAAGGCUCAAAGAGAUGCGUGAAAACUUGAAAGAACUCACAAAGCAAUAUGAAAAAUCUGAAAAUGAUCUCAAAGCUUUACAAAGUGUUGGUCAGAUCGUUGGAGAAGUUCUUAAGCAGCUGACAGAAGAAAAGUUUAUUGUGAAAGCAACAAAUGGGCCCCGCUAUGUUGUAGGAUGUCGGCGACAGCUUGAUAAAGCCAAGUUGAAACCAGGGACCCGCGUGGCUCUAGACAUGACAACUCUUACAAUCAUGAGGUACCUACCUCGUGAAGUGGAUCCACUUGUGUAUAACAUGUCAGUGGAGGAUCCAGGGGAGAUCAGCUACAACAUGAUAGGUGGUCUCGGUGAACAGAUUCGAGAACUCCGAGAGGUUAUAGAGCUGCCACUUUUGAACCCAGAGCUGUUUAUACGGGUGGGCAUCACGCCACCAAAAGGCUGUCUCCUGUAUGGACCGCCCGGAACAGGAAAAACAUUGCUAGCUCGAGCUGUGGCCAGUCAGCUGGACUGUAAUUAUUUGAAAGUGGUUUCGAGUGCCAUUGUUGACAAAUACAUUGGAGAGAGUGCCAGGUUGAUCAGAGAAAUGUUCGCCUUUGCUAGAGACCAUGCUCCCUGUAUUAUAUUCAUGGACGAGAUUGAUGCCAUUGGUGGCAGGAGGUUUUCUGAGGGAACUUCAGCAGAUAGAGAGAUCCAGAGAACAUUAAUGGAAUUGCUGAACCAAAUGGAUGGCUUUGAUGCUCUAGGACAAGUGAAGAUCAUUAUGGCCACCAACCGACCUGACACCCUUGAUCCCGCUCUGCUGCGACCAGGCAGACUGGACAGAAAAAUAGAAAUUCCAUUACCAAACGAACAAGCCAGAUUGGAAAUCUUGAAGAUUCAUGCUUCACCUAUAGCCAAGCAUGGAGAAAUUGACUGGGAGGCUGUAGUAAAACUUUCUGAAGACUUUAAUGGUGCUGAUCUGAGGAACACGUGUACAGAAGCAGGAAUGUUUGCCAUCAGGGCAGAGCGUGACUAUGUGAUUGAAGAGGACUUCAUGAAGGCUGUUCGUAAAGUUUCUGACAAUAAGAAACUGGAAUCAAAGCUGGACUACAAACCUUUGUGAUCUUGAUCUUGUUGUAUGUUGACAUUCAUUACUCUCAUGAAACACUUUAGUGUUCAUAUUCGAAAUAAAAUGCUGAAAGUGG